Symbiodinium sp. CCMP2456 is the source of this 4479-nucleotide messenger RNA. The record is from the annotation of a GenBank genome assembly. Lineage: Eukaryota; Dinophyceae; Suessiales; Symbiodiniaceae.
AUGAACAAGGCCGUCAAGGAGCUCCUCAAGACCGCUAUGAAGCAGGACCGCGUUUGUGCGAUCUUGGAGGAGUCAGAGGUCGAAGCCAUCCUCUCCACUAUGGAGUACUUUGAGUUUGAGCAGGGAAGUCUCAUCGUGGAGCAGGGAAAGAUGGGCACCACCUUCUUCGUCACCGACACGGGAACCCUGGAGGUCUCCGUGAACGGUAACGUGGUCAAUACCCUCAAAGAGGGCAAGGCUUUUGGAGGCCUGGCAUUGCUCUACAACUGUCCCAGGACAGCCACUGUGCAAGCUCUGAGCAAAGCGGGUGUAUGGGGAGCGAAUGGCAACAAUUUCAAGCAGGUGCUUGCGCAGAAUGCAGCCAACCGCCAGGCUGACAACCUGAAGUUCCUAGACUCCAUCAAGGUUUUCGACGGCCUCAAUCAGAAACAGAAGGACCAGAUCGCUCUUUCUGCUUUCUCCGAGGCCUUCGAGGCGGGCCAACGCGUGGCGACCCAAGGGGAAUCCCUGGCGGCUAUCUACUUCGUGAAACGCGGCGGGCUCUCUGUGAUGUCUGGUGGCGAAGUGAAGGCAGACGGCAAGUUCCAGGGCGGUGUGCAGGCACAGAAGCUCUCGUCCGGCGAGUACAUCGGCGCCGCACUUCUGCUGAGUCAGAAACAGCGCCCUAGCUGGGAUCACACGCUCCUGGCAGAUGCAAAGACAGAGCUGCUCUGCAUCAGCGUGAAGGAUCUGAAGGAGGUGUUGGGCAAUGACUUGGGUGGCAUCCUUGAGUCCGCCCUGGUGCAGAAGGGUUUGAGGAUGUGCCCCGUGAUGUCACAGUUCUCGUCCACCCAGCGGAAUGACAUCGCGAAGUCGGUGGUCAUCAAGGACCUGAAAUCUGGGGGUGCUUUGCCCGACGGUGUGCGCUAUGUCAUUGUGCUGGAGGGUACAAUCAGCGGCAUGCACAAAGAAGAACAGGUGCAAGGGCUGGGUGGGAGCAUGUGCGGCUUUGAGCAAAAAGAGCUCAUAACACGCAUGCUUAUGCUCCUGAAAGAGCUCGUCCCGGCGAUGCAAGCCGUUUCCAAAGCCCCGCGUGGAGCUUUUGCCUCCGCCCUGCGUUUCUUUUUUGGUCUUGCUGUAACGGCCCUGGUGCUGCUGGCUUUGACUUCCCAGGAAAGUUCCUCAGCUGCUGGGCAGCGCACGGAACCGGUUCCAGAGAGGUCCGCUCCUCCAGAGCCUGAGCCCAGAAGAGCCUCCAACGCCCUUCGGAGUGUGGCUCGACGGGAGGAAAAUAGUAUCUCUGGAAAAGCACCUCUGGAGGGGGCAGGAGACCCUGGGCUCGCAGCUUCUGGGAGUCCACCGGAAACGAUAGGAAGCCCUGCCGCUCCUACAGCUCCUGCCGCCCCCGCAGUUGCUGCGCUUGGCGCGGUUCCCUCGAUCCCCGAAGUCUCGGCCGCGACUACUGCGACGGCCGAAGCAGCAGCACCUGCAGAAGCUGCGACACCUGUUGCAGAUGCGGCACCUGCCGCUUCAGCCGCAAACGAUGUCCCCAGUGUGGCUGCCCUUGUCUCAGGGCCAAGUUGGGGCAUCCAUGGCUGGAAUGACUCUGUCGCGACACCUGUGGGCAAGCCACCUCCGCCAACCGGUCGCGUGGCCUAUGCCUGGUAUUUGGCAGGCGAGCCCAGGCAAUUUGAGGAUUAUGCGUGUGCCAUCCUUGUCAAUGCCUGGUUUAUCAAGCAGAACGGAUUGAGGCCCAAUGCGGAUAUGGUUGUGGUUCACUUCGAGGAGGUGCCGCGUCGCGCUCGCUUUGAGAAGCUGGGCAUCAAGCUUAUCAAGGUGCAGCAGACCACCAGCAAAGGCAUGUACCAGUGGGUGCAGUCUUAUCUCAAGCUUCGAGUGGCCAGUUUGUACCAAUACGACCGCAUUAUCUACAUGGAUGCUGACAGCUUUCCUAUCGGCAGCCUGGACAACUUGUUUGACUUGGCCAACUUUCCGGUGGAGAUCGCGACACCAUUCUCCUACUGGGAUGGACACGGCGCGAUGAGUGGUGGCCCGAUGGUCAUCGAUCCCCGGCGCAUCUUCUACGACCGGGACUUCGGCAGUGUCCUCGACACCAGCUCAAGCCUCCACCUCGCAUCAGAGAUGGACUGGGUCAACAAACGCUUCAAAGACACGAUCUCCCUGUUACCUGGAUACUACACGAUGCUGAUCGGCGAGUUCUGCGGCGAUGACGGGGUGCACAAGCCUCCAUUUGUCUACAGGCACUGGCAGAAGUACUUUGGGGAAUCUGCCGAGUGGGUGCUGAAACAUGCCACAGUCACCUUGCAGCGUGCACAGUGGCUGGAGGACGGCGGGCUGCUUGAAAGCAACGCCGCUUCGGAGGCCAAGUCGGAGAUCAGGAACUUUGUGGCUGGAUCGAAUGGUGCACGCGUCGGCUACCUGACCAAGGAAGGGCUCCUGGGUGCGCUGAAAGAGCUGGGUCUGGCGGCCAUCGGCAAUGCCGAGGAGGCUUCGGAUCUCACCCGGAAGCUGAUCGUGGCGAAGAAGGUGCACAUCUUCCGUCACCUUUCAAGCGAGCAGAUCAAUAAGUUGGUUCAGUCGUUCGUGCUGCAGCGCUACCGGAAAGGUGCCCAUGUCAUUAAGCAGGGUGAAGUUGGUGCUUCCUUCUUCGUCAUCGCUAGUGGCGACGUCAAUGUCGAGAUCGAUGGAAAAUUCAUCCGUACCAUGACGAAGAACUCCUACUUUGGCGAGCGUGCACUGCUAUUCGAUGAGCCGCGCACAGCCACCGUGGAGGUUUCUUCCCCAGAAGCGGAGCUCUGGUCUAUCGAGAAGUCCACAUUCUCGUCCAUUGUCGCUGGAAAAAUGCAGCAGGAGCUGAUGCACCGCAUCCGCCUCUUUGGAUUUGCAGUUCAAUCGCUGCAGCUAUUUGGCUUGGACAUACCCUUGUCAUCCCAAAUUCCGAUACAUAUCUGUAGCAAGGCGCUCGAACUGUGCAAACAGUCUCCUGCGCCUGAUCUUCGCCUCUCCAAGAAACUACCGGACAUGUCUGCGAAUCCAUCUACGCUCUCUUCCUUCGCGGCGGAGUUCCAGCCAAGUGGUGCUUCUCCUGCGCACUCCAUGCAGAAUCAAUAUUAUUCGUCCUCGGCCACGUACUGCCAGUACCAGGGCCAGGAGCAAAUGCAGCAAGGCGCCAUGACUGGCUACUAUGCGAACACUGCGUAUGGCUACGACUGCUACCAAGAUGUUGCCUACAGCAACGCAGCCUACGGUGGUGAUGCCUAUAAUCAGGGCUACUAUGGAGGCGGCCAAUACACCAAUUCCAAUUUUGGCCACUGUGCCAAAAGCGCUUACAACGGCCGCCCCCGCCACCCUCGUGCAGCUGCAAUCAAUCUCGACGAUUUCUCUGACAUCUCCGAUUCAGAUUCUGAUGCGGAGAUCCCCGCCAAAAUCGCUGCUGCGAAAGAGAAGAAGGUGCCAGACGCCCUGGAGACCUCCAGCGAAGCCAUCUCCGAAGAUGCUGAGCCGGCAGAGGAACCGUCGCCCUGCGCUGCCGAUGAGGCUGCGGGCUUGCUCGAGGGCAAGACUUCCACACCAUCCUCUUGCGAAGAGGACGCCAGCUCAGAGGCGGAGCUCUCCGUCAGCUCCGGUUCCUGCGAGCCGGAAGAGGAGGAGCUUGGCCCCAUGAUCAGCGAAGAAGUGGCCUCAGAUCCGGAGACCGUCUUCAGCCUGAAGCAGAUGCUGAAGUGGCGUGGUGCCGUGUUGAAAUCGGAGGAGGAGCCUCUGAUCCUCUACCGCACCCAGAUCGUCGAAGAGAAGGCCCCUGUGGUCAAGGAGCCGGUGCCUGUGACCAAGACUCCGAAGGGCAAGGCCUCCAGCAAAAGCAAGGCCGGAAAGCUGGAAGUCUCGGAGAAUUCGUGGGCCGCCCAGCAGCGUAAGCUAAAGCUAUCGGAGGUGUCGCAAGACCCCUGUGAGCAAGUGGCACGGACUAUCAAGUCUAUUUUGAACAAGCUAACGCUCGAGAAGUUCGCGGGCCUUUCCCAGCAACUUCUUCAGUGCGGCCUUCGUACCUCCACGCAUGUGGAGGUAUUGAUCCACGAGGUCUUCGAGAAGGCAACGAUGCAGCACCAUUUCAUCGACAUGUACACAGAUCUUUGCGUGCUUCUGCACGAGCACUUUACAGCGCAACCGUUCGAGGAUUGCUCUGGCAAGGCAGACGGGCGUAAGAUGACCUUCAAGAGACUGCUGCUGGACGAGUGCCAGAUGUCUUUCGAGCGCCUGCUGUCGCCACCUGAAGGCCUCGAGCUCCUGGCAGCAGAGGACCGCACGGCGGCCGAGGUCCGCUACAAAACAAGCAUGCUGGGCAACAUCCGCCUCGUGGGUGGCCUCCUCUCGCGUGGCAUGCUUGCCAGCCGGGUCGGCAUCGCCAUCCUUGAGGACACCCGGAGCAGCAAGCCGUGGCUUCGGGAGUGUGGAUGUGUAGCUCGUGUCAUGGGUCUUUAA